Molecule: messenger RNA, 990 nt
Organism: Erigeron canadensis
Lineage: Eukaryota; Viridiplantae; Streptophyta; Magnoliopsida; Asterales; Asteraceae
Exons: 4
Coding region: 3-824 (273 amino acids)
Source: RefSeq, a predicted model, not a curated record
UUAUGAACUUAGCUUCGUGCGAAAAGCUUAAAACAUUCUGUUACUUCGGGCAUCUGUCAGAACCAAAUUUUGUUGACCUUUUAUCCAGCCUCCGUUUCAUCCAAAAUUUGUUUUUGUGUUCUAGUAGAGAUAAGUGGAGGCUUUCAAUUCCAUCCUUGAGGAGCUUGGCACUACAAUCUGAUUGUGACCUAGAUGAAAUUGAUAUCAAUGCCCCUAAUUUGCUUCUGUUCGAUUAUUCUGGCUGUGGUUCAUGUCGUGGGCAAAAGUAUCUUUCCACUCCUUUUACAAAGGAGGAUUCGGUCCGUCCAACUAAAUUUAUGCGAAUCAACACAUUAUUCUUUCAUGUUGACGCUAUUUGGUUUCAGAAGUUGAGGUUCUUUUUGGGCAAAUAUCAAGGAAUCGAAGUUUUGAAGCUGCAUAUUGGUGUGAACGAGGACGGCAUAAAUGUCAACGAAUUAAUGGGGAUCAACUCACCACCUUAUGAACUCAAGCAUCUGCACGUAGCAUUUUACGAUUUACAAGAUUUUGAAGAUGUUGUAGAUGCUUUACUUUGGUGUUGCCGGCCGCUAUCACUAACCUUAAGACUGGAAGCUCAUUGUAUGUGGUUGAAAAAUCAAAGGCUUCAUAGACUUAAACAUCCAUACGAAAAGCUACUGAAACAAGAAGACCGAGGCCUAUUCGACAUUAGGUUUGUCUUGACUCACGUUUCAGAAGCCAAACAACACUUCACUGACUUGAAUUCGUUGGUUGAAGCAAUACAUCGUGACGAACACCCAAGCACAAUAACCUUCAUAAAGGAAAGAGUUAUUGAAGAAGCGGGGUAAUAAUGGAACAAUUGAAGGCAUUGGAUCCAGCAAUACACCAUGCCUGUCUAUGUAUAUCACACUUCUUGUCUCUACCUCUUUAUGUUAAUAUUUGUAAACUUUUAUUCGAUUCCUAUUUGGUUAGAUAAAAUCAAAGUAAAUGUCGUGGAUUUUUCAUACAGUAAUU